UCGAGUGUUAUCUAUACUCGAUUGUCUCCCUUGAGUUUCCACAAAAGAUGGCGGACCGAGCGCCUGGUGGCUCUCAAAAAGCUAGCGCGAAGGCGCUGCGUGAGAGCAAACUCAAGUCCUUCAGCAUAGGAAAGAUGUCAGUAGCCAAGCGAACUCUGAGCAAGAAAGAACAGGAUGAGAUGAAAAAAAAGGAGGACCAGCGAGCAGCCGCUGAGAUCUAUGAAGAAUUUCUUGCCGCUUUUGAAGGUGGAGGGGAUGGAAAAGUUAAAUCCUUUGUCCGGGGAGGUAUUGCAAAUGCAACAAAAGAAGAGGAAGCCAACGACGACAAGCGAGGAAAGCUGUACAAACCUAAAUCACGUUUUGAACCUGUACCCAAAAGCAUAUUACCGUUGGAGACCCCACCCCAGUUUCUAACAUCAGAUAGGAGACAGCCUCUGAAAAAAAGCAAUGAAAAGGAAAAGAAGAAGAGCAACUUGGAGCUUUUCAAGGAAGAACUGAAACAAAUACAGGAGGAAAGGGAUGAGCGGCACAAGCAAAAGGGACGCGUCAGUCGAUUCGAACCUCUACCUGGGAUGGAAGGAAGGCGGUCAACGGAUGGUUCUUCAAGAAGAAACCGUCCGUCCAGUGUUUUGGAUGAUUCUGCGCCAGGAUCUCAUGAUGUCGGUGAUCCGUCCACUACAAACUUGUACCUGGGAAACAUCAACCCACAGAUGAAUGAGGAGAUGCUGUGCCAAGAGUUUGGACGUUAUGGCCCUCUUGCCAGCGUAAAAAUUAUGUGGCCAAGGACGGAUGAGGAGAGGGCUCGAGAGAGGAACUGUGGCUUUGUGGCUUUCAUGAACAGGAGGGAUGCUGAGAGAGCACUCAAGAACUUAAAUGGCAAGCAGAUCAUGAACUUUGAGAUGAAAUUAGGUUGGGGCAAAGGCGUUCCCAUCCCGCCCCACCCCAUCUACAUCCCUCCUUCCAUGAUGGAGCACACACUCCCACCGCCUCCCUCUGGCCUCCCCUUCAAUGCACAGCCCCGGGAAAGGCUAAAGAACCCCAAUGCCCCGAUGAUUCCUCCACCCAAAAACAAGGAGGAGUUUGAGAAGACUCUGUCGCAAGCCAUAGUCAAAGUGGUUAUCCCAACAGAAAGGAAUUUGCUCUCUCUCAUCCACCGUAUGAUCGAGUUUGUGGUGCGUGAAGGCCCAAUGUUUGAAGCCAUGAUCAUGAACAGAGAAAUAAACAAUCCUAUGUACAGGUUUCUGUUUGAGAACCAGAGUCCAGCUCAUGUGUACUACAGGUGGAAGCUGUACACCAUCCUGCAGGGCGAGGCACCGGCCAAGUGGCGGACGGAUGACUUUAGAAUGUUUAAGAACGGGUCCUUGUGGCGGCCACCUCCAUUGAAUCCCUAUCUGCAUGGUCCCUACGAUGAUGUGGAGGAGGAGGAAGAGGAGGAGCAGGGGAAAAAGGGUUGCUUAAAGGAAGACGAGCGAGACAAACUGGAAGAGAUGCUCCGGGCUCUGACUCCCCGAAGAGGUGACGUGGCAGAAGCCAUGUUGUUCUGCCUCAACCACGCUGAAGCUGCUGAAGAGAUCGUGGAGUGCAUCACCGAGUCUCUGUCCAUCCUCAAGACGCCACUUCCUAAGAAGAUUGCACGGUUGUACCUGGUGUCCGACGUGCUCUACAACUCCUCAGCCAAAGUAGCCAACGCGUCCUACUACAGGAAGUACUUUGAAACUAAACUGAGUCAGAUCUUCUCAGACCUCAACGCUACUUACAAAACCAUACAAGGUCACCUGCAGAGUGAAAACUUCAAGCAACGUGUGAUGGCGUGCUUCCGUGCCUGGGAGGACUGGGCGGUGUAUCCGGACCCCUUCCUCAUCAAGCUGCAGAACAUAUUCCUGGGUCUGGUCAAUCUCCUGGAGAAGGAGACGCCGAGCGUCGUGCUCGAGGUAUUUGUUUUCAACCUGCCGAAGGUCCCGUGUCUUGUUGUCUUACACUUGUACUCCCAGCAGGUGGAGCCGCCCGAGGACAUCGAUGGAGCUCCCAUAGGAGAAUAUGUGGAUGGAGCCUUGAUGGAGGAUGUCGACGGGAUUCCCAUCGAUGCAGGGAACGUGGACGGAGCUCCAAUAGAUGGUGCUCCUCUGGAUGACCUUGAUGGUUUCCCUAUUAAACAGAUGGAGGAAGAUAUCGAUGGAAUCCCAUUCGACCAGUCCAAAGAAGCCGCUUUCAAAGUUGCACCUUCCAAAUGGGAAGCAGUGGAUGAGUCCGAGUUGGCGUCUCAAGCUGUGACCACGUCCAAAUGGGAAAUGUUUGAGCAGCCGGAGGAAGCGAAAAAGGACGAUGACAGCGACGACUACGACAAGAGUUCCGGCGACACUCCCAGUUAUUCCAACUCGAGCAAAGACGACGGUGACGGGAAGACGAAAAUGUCGGAGAUGAACGAGGAGAAGCGAAGCAAACUCCGAGAGAUCGAGGUGAAAGUCAUGAAAUUCCAGGAUGAGCUGGAAUCCGGGAAAAGGCCGAAAAAGUCCGGUCAGAGUAUUCAGGAGCAGGUGGAGCACUACCGGGACAAACUUUUGCAAAAGGAGAAAGAAAAGGAGAAACUAGAGCGGGAAAAGGAGCGGGAGAAGAAGGAGAAGGAAAAGGCAGAUUCACGGUUAAAAGACUUGAAGAAGGAAAAAGAGGACACGCCCACCAGGAAAGACAGGAAAUCCUCGCCUGCCACCAACAGGAAGCAGCGGCACAGCACCUCUCCCAGUCCCACCAGGAGCAGCAGCCGACGAGGACGCUCCUCCUCACCGCGCUCGGAGCGUUCUGACCGCUCCUACUCUAAAGACACCUCCUCACGGUCCAGCUACAAGGACUCCCCUCGAGCCAGCAACAAGAAGUCCUCAAAGAGAUCGCCAUCACCGCGCACACCAAAACGAUCGAGGAGGUCACGGUCCAGAACACCCAAGAAAUCAGCCAAGAAAUCCCGCUCCAAAUCCAGAUCCCCACACCGCUCCCACAAAAAGUCAAAGAAGAGCAAACACUGACACGCCCCUCCCCAGAGGACGGCGCCGCGGGCAGCCGACAGUCACGAUGGUGUACAAACGUUUGUGGACGGUGACAGACUGGGCUUCUGCUGUUUUAUAUUGUACAAAGAUCCGUGCUUGUGUCCAGAGUUCAUCCGUGCGGUAGACCACCACGGAGCGUGACGACAAUAGUCUUAUAUCCAUGCUGUCAUUUUCCGUUUUUGUAGCUCACCAUAAAACUUGAUUCUGAAUAAAAAGGUUGUUUCUAAUCACCU
Messenger RNA from Synchiropus splendidus (mandarinfish), 3271 nucleotides. It is a transcript of the gene u2surp, whose product is annotated as U2 snRNP-associated SURP domain containing. The record is from RefSeq and is a predicted model, not a curated record. Gene Ontology annotation, cellular component: nucleus. The transcript is spliced from 25 exons. The coding region runs from base 48 to 3017 and encodes 989 amino acids. Gene Ontology annotation, molecular function: RNA binding. Lineage: Eukaryota; Metazoa; Chordata; Actinopteri; Syngnathiformes; Callionymidae. Gene Ontology annotation, biological process: RNA processing.